GCUGUGGCUGUUGGCGGUGGCUCAAACAGAUCCUGUACACCAUCGUCAUGGACCCUUUCGUCGACCUUGGCAUCACCAUCUGCAUCGUCCUGAACACAGUCUUCAUGGCCAUGGAGCAUUAUCCAAUGACGGAGGAGUUUGAGGAGCUUCUGAGCAUCGGAAAUCUGGUCUUCACAGGGAUCUUUACAGCUGAAAUGGUCCUCAAACUCCUGGCCAUGGACCCGUACUACUACUUCCAGGUGGGCUGGAACAUCUUUGACAGCAUCAUCGUCACCAUGAGUCUGGUGGAGCUGGGACUGGCUAACGUUCAGGGCUUAUCUGUGCUGCGCUCCUUCCGAUUGAUGCGGGUGUUUAAGCUUGCCAAGUCGUGGCCGACCCUCAACAUGCUGAUCAAGAUCAUCGGGAACUCGGUGGGGGCUCUGGGGAACCUGACUCUGGUGCUCGCCAUCAUCGUCUUCAUCUUCGCCGUCGUCGGCAUGCAGCUGUUCGGGAAGAACUACAAAGACUGCGUCUGUCGCAUCUCACUCGACUGCGAGCUUCCACGCUGGCACAUGUACGACUUCUUCCACGCCUUCCUCAUCAUCUUCAGAGUCCUGUGCGGAGAGUGGAUCGAAACCAUGUGGGACUGCAUGGAGGUCUCGGGUCAGGCCAUGUGCCUGAUCGUCUUCAUGAUGGUCCUGGUCAUUGGAAACCUGGUGGUCCUAAACUUGUUCCUGGCGCUGUUGCUGAGCUCCUUCAGUGGUGAUAAUCUUGCAGCUCCAGAAGAAGAAGGAGAAAACAACCUGCAGAUCGCCAUAAACCGGAUUAAUAGAGCCGUGGCCUGGACCAAGAACUGGAUUUUGGAACAGAUCUGGACUUUAAUGGGAAAGAAGAACCAUGUCACCCCAGAACACAAUGCGGUCGAAAGUGAGGAAGACAAUAAGACAACGAAGGAGCUUUUGGCUUUGACCUUUGUGAGCUCUGACCAGCUGGGGUCAGAGGUCAAGUCCCCCAAACAUGGUGAUGGCAAGCUGUCCAGCAACUACCGCAGCAUCGCCUGCCUCAGGGUCCCCAUCGCCGAGGCCGAGUCUGACUUUGAGACUCCUGACGAUGACGAUGAUGAUGAAGAGGAGGAAGAGGAGGAAGAGGAGGAGGAGGAGGAGGAGGAAAAGCGCUCCCUGUGUGACGAGUCGUCGGUCUGCAGCACGGUGCAGAAACUUCCUGAUGUUCAGGAGGACAAAGACGAUGAAGAUGUCGAUGAGAGCGCACCUGUGGACUGCUGCAGUGAAAAGUGUUACCGACGCUGUCCGCUCCUGGACAUAGACACAUCCCAGGGCAGAGGGAAGGUGUGGUCUAACGUCAGGAGAACCUGUUUCUCCAUCGUCGAGCACAACUACUUUGAGACCUUCAUCAUCUUCAUGAUCCUGCUGAGCAGCGGCGCGCUGGCGUUUGAGGACAUCUACCUGGAGCAGCGGCGGGCCAUAAAGACGGUCCUGGAGUACGCAGACCAGGUGUUCACCUACGUGUUCGUGGUGGAGAUGGUCCUGAAGUGGGUCGCCUACGGAUUCAAGACGUACUUCACCAACGCCUGGUGCUGGCUCGACUUCCUCAUUGUAGACGUGUCUCUGGUGUCUCUGACAGCCAACAUCCUGGGAUACUCCGAGCUGGGGGCCAUCAAGUCUCUGAGGACUCUGAGAGCUCUGAGGCCCCUGAGGGCCCUGUCCCGCUUCGAGGGCAUGAGGGUGGUGGUGAACGCCCUGGUCGGAGCGAUCCCGUCCAUCUUUAACGUGCUGCUGGUGUGUCUGAUCUUCUGGCUGAUUUUCAGCAUCAUGGGCGUCAACCUGUUUGCAGGAAAGUUUUAUUUCUGUUUUAACGAGACGUCGCAGGAGGUGUUUAACCAUGAAGUCGUCAACAACCGCAGCGAGUGUUUGUCUCUGAUCGAGGCCAACUCCACCGAGGUCCGCUGGAAGAACAUCAAGGUCAACUACGACAACGUGGGGAUGGGUUACCUGUCUCUGCUGCAGGUGGCCACAUUUAAAGGCUGGAUGGAUAUCAUGUAUGCCGCCGUGGACUCCAGAGACGUGGAGCUCCAGCCGAUAUAUGAGGACAAUCUGUACAUGUACAUUUACUUUGUCAUCUUCAUCAUCUUCGGCUCCUUCUUCACUCUCAACCUCUUCAUCGGAGUCAUCAUUGACAACUUCAACCAGCAAAAAUCAAAGUUGGGAGGAACAGAUAUUUUCAUGACGGAAGAGCAGAAGAAAUAUUACAACGCCAUGAAGAAACUGGGCUCCAAGAAACCUCAGAAACCGGUUCCCCGACCCGAGAAUAAGUUCCAGGGUCUGGUCUUCGACCUGGUGACCACGCAGGUCUUCGACAUCUUCAUCAUGGUGCUGAUCUGCCUCAACAUGGUGACCAUGAUGGUGGAGACGGACGAGCAGAGCGCUGACAAAGAGCAGAUCCUGUACUGGGUCAACCUCGUCUUCAUUGUGAUCUUCACCUCCGAGUGCGGCCUCAAGGUCAUCGCGCUCCGCCAGCACUACUUCGCCGUUGGCUGGAACAUCUUUGACUUUGUGGUCGUCAUCCUGUCGAUUGUAGGCCUCCUCCUCGCUGACAUCAUUGAAAAGUAUUUCGUCUCACCGACGCUCUUCCGUGUAAUCCGAUUGGCUCGUAUCGGCCGAGUCCUUCGUCUCAUUCGCGGGGCAAAGGGGAUCCGGACUCUGCUGUUCGCCCUGAUGAUGUCACUUCCUGCCCUGUUUAACAUCGGUCUGCUCCUCUUCCUCAUCAUGUUCAUCUUCUCCAUCUUCGGCAUGUCCAACUUUGCGUACGUGAGGAAAGAGGCCAUGAUCGACGACAUGUUUAACUUUGAGACGUUUGGGAACAGCAUGAUCUGCCUGUUCAUGAUCACUACGUCGGCUGGAUGGGACGGGCUGCUCAAUCCCAUCAUGAACACGCCGCCAGACUGCGACCCCGACCUGGAAAAUCCCGGGUCGACGGUCCGAGGGGAUUGCGGCAGCCCGGCCAUCGGCAUCGUCUUCUUCACCACCUACAUCAUCAUGUCCUUCCUGGUGGUGGUCAACAUGUACAUCGCCAUCAUCCUGGAGAACUUCAACGUGGCGACAGAAGAGAGCGCCGACCCGCUGUGCGAGGACGACUUCGAGAUGUUUUAUGAAACCUGGGAGAAGUUUGACCCCGACGCCUCCCAGUUUAUCCAGUACGGUAAACUGUCCGAAUUCUGCGAUACUCUGAAGGAUCCUCUGAGGAUCCCCAAACCCAACACCAUCAAACUGAUCCACAUGGACCUGCCCCUUGUCCCCGGAGACAAGAUCCACUGUCUGGACAUCCUGCUGGCCCUCACUGCACAGGUUUUGGGUGAAUCAGGAGAAAUGGACACUCUCAAAGCAAGCAUGGAGGAGAAGUUCAUGGCCAACAACCCCUCCAAGGUGUCGUAUGAACCAAUCAGUAGCACUCUGCGGAGGAAGCAGGAAGAGGUGGCGGCGAUGGUGAUCCAGAGAGCGUACAGGAAACAUCUCCUGCAGCGGACCGUCAAACUGGCGUCCUACAAAUACAGAGAGAAGAAGGAGGGACGGCGAGACGAGAAGCCACCGCCCGAGGCGGAGGGACUCCUGCGUAAACGAAUCAGUCAGCUGUAUGGAGACGGCGAGGAGACAGACAAGCCCGUCUCAGGGGACGCACCUCGCCCCCGGGUGGAGCUUCAGAGUGAGUUUCUCCUCCAUGCCGCUCCUCCCCCAAACACCUUUGACUUCCUGCGAGAUGAGAGCCUGCGGGAGUCAAUGGUCUGAUGUUCAGUGACUCGGAGACGGAUUAGUUCCUGAACCACCGACGACUCUCGACGGUCCGCCGCCGGUUCUCUUCUUCUGGCUUCGCACGUGUCAUUUCCAGUGUGCACUGACGGUUUCUGGAAGGGUUUUUUUUUUUUGGCUUGCUGAGACACUUUGACAUCACUUCCUGUUAUCAGACCAGGUGACUCUCACCUGUCAGUCGGCUGAUCACUGCGAUGCUUCGACCACAAACCUGUUUGAUGAACAUUUCAGGUGACCAAUCGCGUCACAUGACCACCAAGCAGCCAAUCAGAGCUCAGAGUGAAGCAGCCAAUCAG
Messenger RNA from Plectropomus leopardus (leopard coralgrouper), 4096 nucleotides. The record is from RefSeq and is a predicted model, not a curated record. NCBI's taxonomy places the organism in Eukaryota, Metazoa, Chordata, Actinopteri, Perciformes, Serranidae.